Messenger RNA from Sitodiplosis mosellana (orange wheat blossom midge), 2277 nucleotides. RefSeq names its product zinc finger protein 37 homolog. The record is from RefSeq and is a predicted model, not a curated record. Gene Ontology annotation, molecular function: zinc ion binding; RNA polymerase II cis-regulatory region sequence-specific DNA binding; DNA-binding transcription factor activity, RNA polymerase II-specific. Bases 727 to 2205 code for a protein of 492 amino acids. The transcript is spliced from 5 exons. Gene Ontology annotation, biological process: regulation of transcription by RNA polymerase II. NCBI's taxonomy places the organism in Eukaryota, Metazoa, Arthropoda, Insecta, Diptera, Cecidomyiidae. Gene Ontology annotation, cellular component: nucleus.
GUUGGUGGUGUCUGAUGCGAGACUUGCAUUGCAUUGGACUGUCACUUUGUCAAUUCACUUUUGAAUUUUGCCAAUGCAACCAGCAAAUUGACUAGCAAAUUGAUGUGAUCGUUACAUUAUUAGUGAAAGAAAGUGUAUUUGCGUCAAUUUGAAGCCAUGGCCAACAAACGUAAACAAAACACGACAAACAUUCGUAAGAGAAAAAUUCAACGUUCAAAUUCGAAACGAUCAAAGGUAGAAGUUGAAGAGAGUGAGAACUUUGAUAUUGGAUCCCCCAAAAAGAUUGUUGACAUCAAUCUGGAUUGCCUGGAGCACAUAUUUUGAUUAUUGAAUUUGAAGGAUUUGAUAAAUGUUGCCGAAGCCAAUAAGCAACCUAAAGUGUCCGCCGGUUUGGCGCCAAACCUCGGUGCACCUCGCAAGAACUAUAUUGGUAGUUGGAUAUCAAUGACGAUUCGUUUUUGUUUGUUGUAGCCAAUUCGUUCAAUUGUUUUUCUAAUUCCGCUAUUUUUUUAAAACUUAAAACUAAAAGCAACUCAGAAACAUAUUUUUUUUCCGAAACAUAACCACUUUCGUUCCACGGUCUUUUGAAAUUUGACAGUUCGUUUGACAUUUACAUCAAACAAUUUCGCCUGGCUGUCAAAGUCCGAAAAAAUGCCAAGCCUAAUACACAAACGAGUGUAUUCAUAAACAAACUAGAUCAUCAUAAUUUAUUGAAUUGUGUUAAAAAUGUUCUCUUAUUGUCGUUUGUGUGCCGAACAAAAGAAGACGACUGAAUUGAAAAAGACGAUAUUCGAUUGGGGCAUCAAAGAGAAGUUAGUCGCUUGUUGUAUGUGGAAGCCAUCGAAUGAAGAGUAUCAAAUUCCGCAAACUGUUUGCAAUGACUGUGUGGAUCAAUUGGAAAAUUGUUGGAAAUUCGCAAACAGAAUCAGUGAGUCAGAGCAAAAAUUACUUCAUUUGAUGCAUUUUUCGCCAAAUGGAUUAGAGUAUAAAGAGUUGGAGCCGGAUAAUGAAUUUAUUGAUGUAAAACUAAAUGUGCCGGAGGAUGAGCUUGAAGCCGACGAAGUAUCGACCAGUGCCAGUGAAACAGAAUCGGAUCAUUCAAGAUAUUCCAGGCGGGGAUCAGCACACAAGACACAAAGAGUGAAGCGAAAAAAGAAAGCAUCGAAAGUGUGCAGCGUGUUGAAAAUUGUUUCGAAAAGUGAAUGCAACUUGGACGGUACAAUCACCGACGAAGGAAUGGCAAAAAUGGAUCUCUAUUUGGCUGAAACUAUCACGAGAACGUGGAACGACUGCGAAUUCAAGUGCAACGAUUGUGAUUACAGUGCUCGUGGAUUCAACAAAUUUCAUACUCACGAUCAGACAACACACUCACGAUUUCCCACGAAGAGAUCAUUUCCUUGCCUCUAUUGCGAUCAAGUGUGCAAAAGACUGCAGUCAUUGGUGGUGCACAUCAGCUAUCGUCACAUGCCACAUCUCAGCUUCUGCUGUACGUUUUGUUCGAAAUACUAUUGGGAUUUGACACAAUUGAAAUAUCAUCGGGAGGAGCAUGAGCAACAGUCUAAAUCCAGUGCACCCGAGCCUAAAUGUGAAAAAUGUAACAAAACCUUCCGAAACAUUGGCAGCCUACGGAAACACGUUCGGACCGUAUGCUCACCGAGAGACGCAACAGAAUUGUACGAAUGCGAUAUUUGCAAGAGAAAGUAUCGAUUGAAAGGCGCACUAAAAGAUCAUAUGAACAAGCACAGCAGACAAAAUGACUAUGUAUGCGAUAAAUGCGGAAAGAGUUUCUACAUGCGAUGCAGUUUACGUAAGCAUAUGAUAAAACAUGCAGACGUGCGACCGUUCCCAUGUGAGAUCUGUGGAAAAGGACUCCAAACGUUGGCAAGACUCAAGUCACACAUGAAACUUCAUGAAGAGGAUAAGCCAUUCAUUUGUGAUGUUUGUGGUAAACGUUACCAUGAUCAGAAUGCGGUUAAAUUGCACAUGGUUGGUCAUUUGGAAGUGUUGCCGUUUCCGUGCACAUAUUGCGACAAGCGAUUCAGACACAAAGGAUUGCUUAAUGUUCAUACACGUACACACACCGGUUAUCGACCAUAUGCUUGCGAGCAUUGCAGUUACGCUGCCACGAGUUCAGCUAAUUUGAGGAAUCAUACUCUUCGAAAGCAUGGAAUCGAUAUGCGAGGACGAGCUCGUCAAACGUUCUAAUGAGUCCGAUAUAAUUGGCAACUGAAUGUACUGUUCAUUUACAUUAUUAAAAAAUUGUUAGUUCAUAUCAUC